Messenger RNA from Limulus polyphemus (Atlantic horseshoe crab), 599 nucleotides. Its product is annotated as mite group 2 allergen Tyr p 2-like. Gene Ontology annotation, biological process: sterol transport. Lineage: Eukaryota; Metazoa; Arthropoda; Merostomata; Xiphosura; Limulidae. Gene Ontology annotation, molecular function: sterol binding. The coding region runs from base 1 to 588 and encodes 195 amino acids. The record is from RefSeq and is a predicted model, not a curated record. The transcript is spliced from 5 exons.
AUGUAUAUGUUUGCUAAUAAAAGUAUGGAAGCUUCUAUUGUGAUUACUUUAAUUUUUAUCUCUUCUGUGCGGUGUCAGUGUGGAGAAGAUACGUUUCAUCUCAAACAGUUUGAGAAUUGCGGUGGUGAAACCAGUGACAUACGAGUCAGGCCCUGUAAAAGCGAACCAUGUUCAUUCACCAAAGGUCAACUCAUUUCUCUCGAGGUAGAUUUUAAUUCUGGUAAGUGUUUUGUUAUUACGAUGUACCAUAAAGCUCUUCAGCAAGAGAAUGAUUUAUGUAAACAGGGUGAACAAAAUUCUAACUUCAUAGAUGUCAAUGUUAUGGCGCGAUUUAUGGAAAUGGAUUUCCCAUUGCCCGGAAUCAACCAGAACGGAUGUAAGGGAUAUGGCUUAACAUGUCCUAUCAAGAAUGGCCAGAAUUAUACUCUAAGAUACAGUAUGAUGGUUGAUCCUUUCUUUCCAACAAUAGAGACAAAUGUGACUUGGCGAUUAACUGGGGAAGGUGGAAAGCUGUUGUGUUUGAAAACUCCAAUGCAAAUAACCGAUCCACCUGUUGUGAUGGGGAUUCCAUUUCUACCAUUCUUGUAAAAAAUUUUUAA